CCUCAGAGACUUCAAGUUUGACUGUUCAUGUUCAGGAGAACAAAUCAGUCGUCACGCCUUUUGUGAGCAGAUCACGUCUGAUUUACAGUCGUCUUGGACACCACCACUUUCAUUUAUUGUAUUAUUCAACUCCGAAGGUGCUUUUGCAGAGGAGAAAGUUAUCAAAGAGGGUUAAAAACCUUGCUUUUGAUUCGCAGCAGAAGCUCUCAAGUUGUUCACAUUUAUUGAGUCUCUAGCGCGUUACACGAUUUUAUCUGGCUGGCGGACUCGGAACGAUGCCUAUCACACGCUCUGCCAACCCAAUUUCAUUAUCGACGUCAUCUAAAGCCAAACCUCGUUCUAGUAUUGGAACGACAACAGAUCUUUCAACUCCGGGCACGUCUCCGCGCCGCACUCCCCACUGCAAGACAUGCCACCGACCCAGGCAGGGACAUCCCCGCUCCGGUUGUCCUUAUAUUGAGCCCACGAUGUCAGAUCAGACUAGUGGUGCCACAGAAGAUAUUGUAGACGAACUGUCAUCCUUGCGCAUCGUGAAUUCCAAUGAUGAGCGUUCUUCCCUUUCCACUGAAACACCCAUCCAAUCCAAGAACCUCAAACGACGACUCUCUGUCCGUUUCGCUCUUCUUCCAGCGGGAAGUCUCGCUUCACUCUCCACCACAUCUUCGGAAAUCGUAGAGAGACUUCUCCAGCCAGGAAUGAUGAGUAACGUGUCCGAUGAUGAUACCGAUGAUGGUGAUGGUGAUGGCGAUGGCGAUGGUCAGAGAGCAAUAAUGCAAUGGAAACGGACUUUAACUCGUCCCGAAUCACCUCCGGAAGACACUCCAGAAGUCAGUUCCAGUGCGGGAAACGAGACAUACACAACCAGUCAUCGUAGUUCCGGUACCGGCCUGUCACGUCGCAUGCCGUGCACGCUGCGGACCCCGACUCCGAGCCUAGUGUCCACAGAACCACUUUCUAGCCAUCCCACAAGUGACUCUGUCGAUAUGAACAAAACUGUCUUCCUUGAUCCAGAUUCCGAAAGGAAGCCGAAUCCUCUGGCGCGAACGAUGAGUGCAGACGAAAGAUCAUUAUUCCUCAAUAAUCUUACGCAAUCAUCAGGGAUUGCGCCUGCCAUGUUAUUCUCCAUCCCAUUAAUCGAUCUCAAAGCCGUACAACAUGACGCAGAGAAACUAGGUUUCAGCGUCCGAGUUUUGCCGAAUGGAAGCUUACGAGAGCAUCGAUGGGUCAUAUUGGCUAAGGAGGGAGAUGCAGCAGAAUUCCUUGAACAACGUCUCACGGAGGAAGAGGAGAAAGGGCGGAAAGCAAAGGGGAAUCUUGGUGUUGCCGCUGGCGGAGCACUAGUUGGCGCUGUGGCGACAUUCACGGGACUGGCGUUUUCUUGAAAUGGCUUUCCUUGUCCAAUACACUGACAAUCGGUUCCAUGAUAAAGUACUCGUAUGUAUAUCUGUAUGGUAGUAGCAUGUCUUAUUGGUUUUGGCCUGCGGUCUCCUGUCCUGCAUUGGG
This is a messenger RNA of Suillus subaureus, 1503 nucleotides long. RefSeq lists its product as uncharacterized. NCBI's taxonomy places the organism in Eukaryota, Fungi, Basidiomycota, Agaricomycetes, Boletales, Suillaceae. The transcript has 2 exons. The coding region runs from base 276 to 1382 and encodes 368 amino acids. The record is from RefSeq and is a predicted model, not a curated record.